Molecule: messenger RNA, 1083 nt
Organism: Closterium sp. NIES-65
Lineage: Eukaryota; Viridiplantae; Streptophyta; Zygnematophyceae; Desmidiales; Closteriaceae
Source: the annotation of a GenBank genome assembly
AUGGCUCAAUCAGGAUCAGACGACUUACCGCGUGAAUCAGCGCCUGGGAUACGAAGGAACCAGUCGCUCGACGGCCCUAAAAAACGCAAGAUUGAGUCCGCGCUCGUCGGGUCUGACUUGCGCUCCCCGAAGCAGACGAGAAUUGCUCAAUUGGACACGUCUCCUCCCGCAUCGGCCUCGAGGCCGGGAUUCUGGUCAAUCUUCGACAACCACACGGGCAAGCUCGAGAAUUAUUUCACCGUGGAGUCAGCGACGCUUGGCGCGGGGCAAUUCGGCGUUGUGAGGCGGUGCGUCGAGAAUGCAACGAAUCAGGCCUUCGCGUGCAAAACAAUCAUUAAAGACCGAUUGCUGACGUCACCGGCGCGGGACGAGGUGCGGCGCGAGGUGGCGGCGAUGCGCAGCGUGUCGGGGCAUCCCGGCGUUGUCCAAUUGCGCGGGGUUUUUGAAGACGAGCGACAGGUUCACCUCGUCAUGGACCUGUGCGACGGUGGCGAACUAUUCGACGAAGUCGUGCGACGCGGGCGAUUACCGGAGAGAGAAGCCGCGCUUAUUUUUCGCCAAAUCGCCUCCGCCGUCGCGUUCUGUCACUCGAAGAACAUAAUGCACCGCGAUUUAAAGCCCGAAAACAUCCUCCUCGCAUCCUCAGACACCUCACGACUCCCCACUGCCAAGCUCGCCGAUUUUGGAUUCGCAGUUCCCAUCCCCCCCGGACAUCGCGCGUGUGGCGUCGCGGGUUCGCCGUUCUACAUGGCGCCGGAAGUACUGACAGGCGAGUACGGGGUGGAGGCGGACGUGUGGUCGCUGGGCGUGGUGCUGUACGUGCUGCUGAGCGGCAGCCCGCCGUUUUGGGGCGCGGACGACAACGGCGUGUUCCGCGCCGUGCUGGAGGCGCCGCUGCACCUGACGAGCGGCGCGUGGGCGGGGGUGUCGGCGGAGGCCAAGGGGCUGCUCCGCUGCAUGCUGCACCGCGACCCGCGCCGACGCCCCUCCGCCGCCAAGCUGCUCUCCCACCCCUGGAUCCUCGUCCACGCCUUCGGCGGCCGCGUCCCGGGUGGGUAUCAUAGGACAUGGACAGAUGGUUAG